AUGGUGGUGGUGGCUGGUUCAGCUGGUCAUGUUGAUGAAAAUGAUGAUGGUGAUGGUAGCGAUGAUGGCGAUCUGAAUGAGAUGAAAGGCGACCUAUUAAGCCUGUUUAUUCUCUCCAUUCUCUUCCAGUUCUCUCAAGAGAGGGAGAGUCGUGGCGCCGAGAAACCAUUAUGCAUAGAGAAAUGUGUCAGCUUAUGUCAUUUCUUCCCUAACUGA
Molecule: messenger RNA, 216 nt
Organism: Angiostrongylus costaricensis
Lineage: Eukaryota; Metazoa; Nematoda; Chromadorea; Rhabditida; Metastrongylidae
Source: the annotation of a GenBank genome assembly